UUUUUCUCAUAAACCCAAAACCCCAUUACCCUUUAAAACCUUUUCAAAUUCCCAAAACCCCAUUACCUUGUUUCUCUCUUACCUUCCCCACAAUCAAAAUUCAGCAUCUACACAAUCACAUUAGUUGUACCUCUAUUGCCAGUUACAGUGUAGGAGUUGAAUUGGUCUAAGUAUUCAAUUCUUCCCGGCAAAACUAUGGAAACUGGAAGAAACCCAGCUAGUGGUCCAAAAAAAUCGCCUUUCACGCCUAAGGCUAUCAUACAUCAGAGAUUUGCUGCUAAAGCUUGCUAUAAGGUCGAGGAAGUUCAAGAGGUUGUACAAAAUGGAUGUCCUGGUUUAGUGAUCCCUCAGAAAGGUCCUUGCCUCUAUCGCUGUACUCUCCAACUUCCAGAAUUCUCUGUAGUCUCUGAAGCCUUCAAAAGAAAGAAGGAUGCUGAGCAAUCUGCUGCUGAGAAGGCUAUACAAAAGUUAGGCAUCCAGCCUAAAGAAGAUAAUCUCAGUGUGGAGCAAGCGUGGGAUGAACUGGCUGGUCGACUAUCAUAUUUAUUUUCAAUUGAGUUCUUGCCUUCAAUUCAUCCGCUUAGCGGUCACUUCAGAGCAGCGUUGCAGAGAGGAGGUCACCUUAGUGGAUUUAUUCCUGUAGCAGCUAUUGCUGCGUUUGAUGCUAAGAUUAAUAGCUUAUGUAAAUAUAUAAAUCCUGAAGUGGAGUCGAAUCACUUUUUGGUGAUGUCACUUAUUAUUGAAGCUGCUAAGAGGUUAGCGAAUACGCUUGUGUUCUCUGAGGAGAAGCUUUCAUUGCAGAGGCUAAAUCCACACCCUCCUGAGAUUAUACAGUCUUUACUAAAGAAUGAAUCUAGUUUCCCAGAGAGCAUUUCAAUUGAAGCAGUACGUAUUCCAGCUUCUGCAGAGAAGAUUGUGGAACCUUCAAUACUUGAUGCCUCUUUUGGCAAUUAUUACCUGGAUGCCAUUGCAAAGGAGCUAGGGGUUAAAGAUGCUUCUAAGGUUCUGAUUUCUAGGCCUAUUGGCAAAGCUUCCUCAGAAACAAGGUUGUACUUCUGUGCUCCAGAAUCCAUAAAGAUUGGCCCAUCAUCAGAGUUACAUAUGAAACUAGCUAGUUCAUUUAGAGAAUUUAAUGCCAUUGCGACCUACCUAUCUGGUCAAGAAAUAUACGGUGAUGCAAUUUUGGCAUCUGUAGGAUACACCUGGAAGUCUACUGAUCUUUCUUACGAAGAUUUAUCCUUGCGUGGAUAUUACAGAAUACUUGCCAACAAGAUACCUAGCGGAAUUUACAAGUUGUCAAGAGAAGCAAUACUUGCCGCAGAGCUGCCCACAACAUUCACAACAAGGAGCAAUUGGAGGGGUUCUUUUCCCAGAGAUAUUCUCUGCACAUUUUGCCGCCAGCAUCGAUUAUCUGAACCUGUCUUUUCAAGCGAUUCCUUUGAACCUCUGCCAGAUUUAACUGGGCGUAAAAGAUUGAGGGAUACAGCAUCAAGUGGAGACGAAAUUAAUGAAGGUGGUCUUGCUGCUACUGCUACUGCUGCUGCACAAGGAGGAUGUACUCUAGUCUAUAGAUGUACAGUGAAGAUAUACUCCAAGUACCAGGAUUUGAUUCUGCUGUGUUCACCAAAGGAAUCUUAUAAGAAACAGAUUGAUGCAAUUCAUAAUGCUGCUUUAAAAGUUCUCUUAUGGUUGGAUAGAUUUCUUGAUAAAGUUGACAUGUCUGUGGAGGAGAUGACAUCAUCUGCCAAGGGACUUGAUGUUCUUAUUUAUCCUCAACAGUUUGUUAAGGAGUUCUCAUCAUGUCAAUUCUUGCCCAAAUAUCGGUGGAGCAGUGCAACACUAGCAGACAGCUCUCUGUGUUCUAGCUACUCUAAUGUACAGAAGAACACGCUUGAAGACGAAGUAGCAUCUGUUAGGAUAAGUGGUGAAUAUUCUGGAACGACUCCAUCUAAUGGUUCUUUGGUGUGUGUGACUUACAACAUAUAUUUAGUCACGGAAAGGGAAGGCAUUAAGGAACAGCUUGAAGGGUCUGAAGAGUUUGAGUUUGAGAUUGGCAGUGGAGCCACAUCACCUGUUCUUGAAGCAGUUGUAACACAGAUGUCCAUUGAUCAGUCUGCAUGUUUUACUAUGGUAUUGCCUUCCAAAGAGAUUGUUCUAGCAGUGGCUCGUGAUUCUACAACUGUCCUUUCAUUAUUGUCUUCAGGUACUUGUACAAUGAAAUGUGAAGUCACCUUGCUGCGGGUGACAGUACCCUUGGAGGAUAGAAUGGAACAGGCCUUAUUCUCUCCCCCAUUAUCAAAACAACGUGUUGAAUAUGCGUUGCAACACAUUAGAGAAUCUUGUGCUGCCUCUUUGGUUGAUUUUGGAUGUGGUUCUGGAAGUCUCCUUGAGUCUUUAUUAGCUUAUCAAACCUCUCUUGAGAAAAUAGUAGGUGUUGAUAUUUCACAGAAAGCUCUUGCUCGUGCUGCCAAGAUACUUCAUUCAAAACUCAAUGGAAAUAUAGGAGCUGAACAACCUACUAACAGAAUCAAGUCUGCAAUACUAUAUGAGGGUUCGAUUUUGACUUGUGAUUCUCGGUUAUGUGGGUAUGACAUUGCAACCUGCUUGGAGGUGAUUGAACACAUGGAGGAACAUGAAGCGUGCUUGUUUGGCGAUAUUGUGCUCAGGUCAUUUUGUCCACAGAUUCUUAUAGUCUCCACUCCCAAUUAUGAGUACAAUGUGAUUCUCCAGAAUUCUUCUCCUCAAUACCAGGAAGAGGAUCCAGAUGAGAAGAGCCAGCAGCAAUCUUGCAAAUUUCGCAAUCACGAUCACAAAUUUGAGUGGACUAGACAGCAAUUUUGCCAAUGGGCAUCUGAGCUAGCUUUAAGGCAUAAUUAUGAUGUUGAGUUCAGUGGAGUUGGCGGAGAGCCUAACAAAGAACCAGGAUUUGCCUCCCAAAUUGCUGUCUUUAGAAGAAAAGAUGGCAGUCCCGCGAAUGCAGACUUUGCUAAACACUUUGAUGUUAUUUGGGAAUGGAGUAGCAGCAGUAAUUCAAGAUCUUAACUGUAGAUGCUUUCUAACAAGCUCAUUUUUUGCUGCAUCUUAACUGUAGAUGCUCUCCAACAAACUCAUUUUUUGGUUAGUCAUGUUGAUUUCAGAAGUUAUAGAAGAUUUGCUCAUGAUUUCUUUUGCUUAUACUAAGUGCUGACUGUUCUAGAAAAUCAUACUUAGUAUGCCUUACCUAAA
Molecule: messenger RNA, 3225 nt
Organism: Nicotiana attenuata
Lineage: Eukaryota; Viridiplantae; Streptophyta; Magnoliopsida; Solanales; Solanaceae
Product: small RNA 2'-O-methyltransferase
Exons: 10
Coding region: 196-3042 (948 amino acids)
Biological process (GO): piRNA processing; siRNA processing; RNA methylation
Cellular component (GO): nucleus; cytoplasm
Molecular function (GO): RNA methyltransferase activity; O-methyltransferase activity; peptidyl-prolyl cis-trans isomerase activity
Source: RefSeq, a predicted model, not a curated record